AUGUCUGGGCGAGAUACUUUUUUUGAGAAUCCUUAUGAAGAUUAUUCUUCUAAUUUGCAAAAUAGUAUUCUCAAUGAUUCAAAGGAUGGGAUUUCAGAUGUCUUACGAGAGAAAUUGGAAAAUUUCAAAGCCUCAAAAGUUCAUCUAUUAACAACCAAAUUAGAAACAGAAUUAUUUUGUGAUGGAACGGUUUAUACUGGUUCCUCUGGACUUGCUCUUUAUUACACAUUUAACUGCCUAUUAAAUAAGAAUCAGACAUGUACUGAACACUUACAGAGAGCUAUAAAAUAUGUGGAUAUUGAACAUUUAAAAGGUCGGAGAAUUAGUUUUCUAUGUGGUGAUGCUGGACCAUUAGCCAUUGCUACUGUUAUUUCAUAUAAAUUGGGAAAUAGGCAAUUAAACCCUUUGCCUGACUAUAAAGAACUAGUUCAAAGAGUAAUAAAGCUUGCGUCUCUUCUAAAUGAAUCUCCUGAUGAAAUUUUGUACGGAAAAGCAGGAUACUUAUUUGCAUUAUUAUUUAUUAAUAAGCAUGUUAGUAGCAAGGAUAUUAUACCCAUACAUCACAUUGAGAAGGUGGUAAAUGCUUUAAUUUCUUCUGGAAAGCAAUUUUCUUUACAAAUGAAAGCAGAAAGUCCUUUACUAUGGCAAUGGCAUGAGAAGAUAUAUCUUGGUGCAGCUCAUGGUAUGGCAGGAAUACUUUACAUGCUAUUACAGGCUCGCUGCUGUAUAACAGGCAAUGAUUUAAGAGUUUUCAUAAAACCAUCCAUAGACUGGUUACUGGGAUGUCGAUUAUCUAGUGGUAAUUUCCCUUCGUCCCUUCGUAGUAGUUCAGGAGAUAAGUUGGUGCAAUGGUGUCAUGGUGCACCAGGAUUUGUGCCACUAUGUAUAGCAGCGUAUCAGGCAUUUGAAGAUGAUAAGUAUUUAAAGAUAGCUACUCAAUGUGGUGAAGUGAUCUGGCAGCGGGGUUUGUGUACAAAGGGAUACAGUCUCUGCCAUGGUGUAAGUGGCAAUGCGUACGCGUUUCUGCAGUUAUAUCAAGUGACUAAGAAACCAGUUCAUCUGUACCGCGCGUGCUGCUUCAUGGAGUGGUGUGCAGUAGAAAGACCAGGUACAGAACUUCACCGACCUGACCGUCCGGCAUGUCUCUUUGAAGGUUUGCUGGGACGAAUAUUUUUAGCUGAGGAUAUCACCAGGCCAAUGGAUUCUAGAUUCCCCGCCUUUUGUUUAUAA
Pieris macdunnoughi is the source of this 1230-nucleotide messenger RNA. Lineage: Eukaryota; Metazoa; Arthropoda; Insecta; Lepidoptera; Pieridae. The record is from the annotation of a GenBank genome assembly.